Messenger RNA from Panicum hallii, 1234 nucleotides. Its product is annotated as transcription termination factor MTEF1, chloroplastic-like. Gene Ontology annotation, molecular function: double-stranded DNA binding. NCBI's taxonomy places the organism in Eukaryota, Viridiplantae, Streptophyta, Magnoliopsida, Poales, Poaceae. The transcript has 2 exons. Gene Ontology annotation, cellular component: chloroplast. Gene Ontology annotation, biological process: chloroplast organization; regulation of DNA-templated transcription. The record is from RefSeq and is a predicted model, not a curated record. The coding region runs from base 55 to 1167 and encodes 370 amino acids.
CAAAUCUGCCCCCAAAGCGACAACGACCGCCGGCGACCCUCCGCCGCUGCCGUCAUGCUGCGCCUCCGAAAUCGCCUCCUCCCUCUCGUCAGCGCCGCCUCCCAGCUCCCCUCCCCUAUCCACCGCAGCGACUGCUUCCGCCUCCUCUCCAACUCCCCCGCCCCAUUCUCCCUCGAGGACUACCUCGUCGCCUCCUGCGGCCUCGCCCCAGCCCAGGCCCGCAGCGCAUCCAAGAAGGCGCUCGCCGAGGCGUCCAGACUGUCCGCGAAGGCGUUCAACGACCUCACCUCCGCCCGCCACCACACCCGCUUCGACCCCGACGCCGUCGUCGCCCUGCUAUCCAGCAUCGGCCUCUCCCGCGCCGACAUCGCCGACGUCGUCGCCGCCGACCCGCUGUUCCUCCGCUCUAGGGUGGACAGGCUCGGGCCCCGCCUCCGCGACCUCCGCGACAGCGUGGGGCUCUCCGUUCCCCAGAUCGCCCGCUUCCUCGCGGUCGGCUCCCGGUUGAUGCGCGGCUGCAGCGACCUCGGUCCCAAGAUCCAGUUCUACGUCAACUUCUUUGGCUCAUUCGAGAAGCUACUAUCGUUCAUGAAGGGGAACAACUCCCUUCUAACCGCGGACCUUGAUAAGGUGAUCAAGCCUAACAUCGCCUUGCUUCGCCAGCGCGGCCUAAGUGUUCGAGAUAUUGCCCAGCUGUGUUCAAGGAACGCGCGGCUGCUUACGUUCAACCCGGAGCGUGUGCAGGAGGUCUUGCAGCGCGCGGAAGAGCUUGGGGUGCCCCGCAGCUCGGGGAAGUUCAGGCAGGCCGUGGCGGCUCUCGCCUGUACCACCAAACAGAGGGAUACUGCCAUGCUUGAGUUUUUGAAGACAACUCUCGGCUGCUCCAAGAGCGAAGCUGCCAUUGCAGUGUCCAAGUACAUUCUGGAAAGGUCUAUCCUGUUCACACACAGCCUGGAGAAGCGGCUAGUGCCCCGGCAUUGUGUCAUGAAGAUCCUGCUCGCAAAGGGAUUGCUGGAGACCAAUUUGAGCUUUUACUCAAUAGCUAGAAUGGGAGAGAAGAGUUUCAGAUUGAGGUUCAUCGACUAUCAUAAGGACUCUGUUACUGGGCUUGCGGAUGCAUAUGCCGCUGCCUGUCGGGGCCGUGUGCCCUCCGGCGACCAGCUUUAACAUCUUUAAGAUCCCAGAUAUUGUUCAGACAGUUGGUAUAAUUGCAACUCAUGCUCAUUUGCAUUUA